AAAACUUGAUUUUGAUCACAGAAGGAAACAUGACACACAUUAAAGCAACAGAGAGACGUCUGUAAACUUGUUUCCUCUCCAGAUGAAGGUGUGGACUCUGCUAUGAGUCAGUGUGAGGACAGAGAGGAGGGAGUCCCUCCCUCUAAAGCCACUCUGUGUGGGGAACAUGACAGCCAGACCAAAGCUCAGAGCCCAGAGAAGCAGGACGGACCUGGACCUGGACCUGGACCUGAACAUGGACCUGGACCUGGACCUGGACCCAGCUGUGUGUCCAUGAAAAGUGAUUGGUCUAUGGGUGGUUUGAUAGACUUCAAAGAUGGACGCCACUCUGUUGAUCAAAGUGUUUCCUCUCCAGAUGAAGGUGUGGACUCUGCUAUGAGUCAGUGUGAGGACAGAGAGGAGGGAGUCCCUCCCUCUAAAGCCACUCUGUGUGGGGAACAUGACAGCCAGACCAAAGCUCAGAGGAGGAACCUGGAAGAACCUGAACCCAGCUGUGUGUCCAUGAAGAGUGACCGGUCUAUCGGUGGUUUAAUAGACUUCAAAGAUGGACGCCACUCUGUUGAUCAAAGAGUGAACCAGGAGAGCUCAGAGGUUCCCAGUGGUCAGUCUGCCCAGCAGCAUCAAACACACCUGGACUCCAUAUUUAUGCUGCUGGAGGAGGAGAUCGGGAUGUUUGUGAAGAAUGAGCUGAAGAAGAUCCAGAAGGUUCUGAGUCCAGAUUACCCAGAAUGCUUAGAGAGUCAGAGGGAGAAUGAGGAGGUGAUGGAGGGUGAGGAUGAAGAGCAGAGGAGGAGCAGCAGAGAGGCAUUUCUGAAGAUCACACUGCACUUCCUGAGGAGAAUGAAGCAGGAGGAGCUGGCUGACCGUCUGCAGAGCAGAAAUCCUGCUGCAGGUGGUAGGCGUAAACUUAAAUCUAACCAGCAGAAGAAGUUCCAGUGUGUGUUUGAGGGGAUUGCUAAAGCAGGAAACCCAACCGUUCUGAAUCAGAUGUUCACAGAGAUCUACAUCACAGAGGGAGGGACUGCAGAGGUCAAUGAUGAACAUGAGGUCAGACAGAUUGAAACAGCAUCCAGGAAACCAGACAGACCAGAUACAAGAAUCAGACGAGAAGACAUCUUUAAAACCCCACCUGGAAGAGAAGUACCAGUCAGAACAGUGAUGACAAAGGGAGUGGCUGGCAUCGGGAAAACAGUCUUAACACAGAAGUUCACUCUGGACUGGGCUGAAGACAAAGCCAACCAGGACAUCCAGUUCACAUUUCCAUUCACCUUCAGAGAGCUGAAUGUGCUGAAAGAUAAAAAGUACAGCUUGGUGGAACUUGUUGAUUACUUCUUUAGUGAAACCAAAGAAGCAGGAAUCUGCAGGUUUGAAGAGGUCAUGUUCAUCUUUGACGGUCUGGAUGAGUGUCGACUUCCUCUGGACUUCCUCAACACUGAGAUCCUGACUGAUGUUACAGAGUCCACCUCAGUGGGUGUGCUGCUGACCAACCUCAUCAGGGGGAAACUGCUUCCCUCUGCUCGCCUCUGGAUAACCACACGACCUGCAGCAGCCAAUCAGAUCCCUCCUGAGUGUGUUAACAUAGUGACAGAGAUCAGAGGGUUCACUGACCUUCAGAAGGAGGAGUACUUCAGGAAGAGAUUCAGAGAUGAGGAGCAGGCCCAAAGAAUCAUCUCCCACAUCAAGACAUCACGAAGCCUCCACAUCAUGUGCCACAUCCCAAUCUUCUGCUGGAUCACUGCUACAGUUCUGGAGGACAUGUUGAAGACCAGAGAGGGAGGAGAGCUGCCCAAGACCCUGACUGAGAUGUACAUCCACUUCCUGGUAGUUCAGUCCAAAGUGAAGAACAUCAAGUAUGAUGGAGGAGCUGAGACAGAUCCACACUGGAGUCCAGAGAGCAGGAAGAUGAUCAAGUCUCUGGGAAAACUGGCUUUUGAGCAGCUGCAGAAAGGCAACCUGAUCUUCUAUGAAUCAGACCUGACAGAGUGUGGCAUCGAUAUCAGAGCAGCCUCAGUGUACUCAGGAGUGUUCACAGAGAUCUUUAAAGAGGAGAGAGGUCUGUACCAGGACAAGGUGUUCAGCUUCAUCCAUCUGAGUGUUCAGGAGUUUCUGGCUGCUCUUCAUGUCCAUCUGACAUUCACCAACUCUGGAGUCAACCUGCUGUCAGAAGAACAAAAAACAUCAGCACGUUUCUACCAGAGUGCUGUGGACAAGGCCUUACAGAGUCCAAAUGGACACCUGGACUUGUUCCUCCGCUUCCUCCUGGGUCUUUCACUGCAGACCAAUCAGACUCUUCUGCGAGGUUUGCUGACACAGACAGGAAGUAGCUCACAGAUCAAUAAGAAAACAGUCAAGUACAUCAAGGAGAAGAUCACUGAGAAUCUGUCUGCAGAGAGAAGCAUCAAUCUGUUCCACUGUCUGAAUGAACUGAAUGAUCGUUCUCUAGUGGAGCAGAUCCAACAGUCCCUGAGUUCAGGAAGUCUCUCCACAGAUAAACUGUCUCCUGCUCAGUGGUCAGCUCUGGUCUUCAUCUUACUGUCAUCAGAAGAAGAUAUGGAUGGGUUUGACCUGAAGAAAUACUCUGCUUCAGAGGAGGCUCUUCUGAGGCUGCUGCCAGUGGUCAAAGCCUCCAAAAAAGCUCUGCUGAGUGGCUGUAACCUGUCAGAGAAAAGCUGUGAAGCUCUGUCCUCAGUUCUCAGCUCCCAGUCCUCUAGUCUGAGAGAGCUGGACCUGAGUAACAACAAUCUGCAGGAUUCAGGAGUGAAGCAGUUGUCGGCUGGACUGAAGAGUCCACACUGCACACUGGAAACCCUCAGUCUGUCAGGCUGUCUGGUCUCAGAGGAAGGUUCUACUUCUCUCGCCUCAGCUCUGAGUUCCAACCCCUCCAAUCUGAGAGUGCUGGACCUGAGCUACAAUCAUCCAGGAGACUCAGGAGUGAAGCUGCUGUCAGCUGGACUUAAGGAUCCAAACUGGAGACUAGAAAUUCUCAGGACGGACCAUGGUGGACUGCAGUGGUUGAAACCUGGUCUGAGGAAGUAUGUCUGUGAACUGGAACUGGACACAAACACAUUAAACGGAAAACUCAAACUGUCUGACAGCAACAGGAAGGUGACAAAUGUGGAGGAGGAUCAGUCAUAUCCUGAUCAUCCAGAAAGAUUUUACUUCUGUCCUCAGCUGCUGUGUAGAGAUGGUCUGACUGGUCGCUGUUACUGGGAGGUCGAGAAGAGAGGAAGAGUUUAUAUAUCAGUGAGUUACAGAGAAAUCAGCAGGAGAGGAGACAGUAAAGACUGUGUGUUUGGAGGGAAUGAUCAAUCCUGGAGUCUGAGGUGCGAUGAUGUUGGUUACUCUGUCUGGCACAAUAACAGCUAUACAGCCCUCCUUUCCUCCUCUGUCUCUGAUAGAGUAGCAGUGUAUGUGGACUGUCCUGCUGGCUCUCUGUCCUUCUACUCAGUCUCCUCUGACUCACUGAUCCACCUCCACACCUUCAACACCACAUUCACUCAGCCUCUCUAUCCUGGGUUUUUGCUCUGGUCAGCUGGUUCCUCAGUGUCUCUGUGUCCUCUGCAGGACUGAGCGUCUCUCCUGUAGACAGAAAGACAGAAAGUUAUAGAUAGAUAUAUAGAUAUGUAUUAUCUUGUAUGUUUUUAUGUAAAGGACAUUAUGAUUCUCUAUUUGUGAAGUGUUCUUUAAAUAAAGCUAUGUUGAAUUAAUCAGAAAGCAGCAACGAUUCAUAAGAAAAACUUAAAUUUGUGUUUAACAUAUUUUUUGUAAUUCAUCCAUCCUCGUUAUAUGUUUGUAAACAUAACACUGAAGUAUAUGUUGCCAUGUUUUGCUGGCUAUACUCUGCAUUUUGCUUCAUUGAAGAUGGGGGCCUUAGUGCUGCAUUGUGUACCAUGUAUUGUGUAGUGAGUUGGUCUGGUUCCUCAGUGUCUCUGUGUCCUCUGCAGGACUGAGAGUCUCUCCUGUGGACAGAAACACUGACUGAAGAUUAGCUGCUGAAAUCAAAGUUCAGUCUGUUCACCAUCACACACUACAGACCAAACAUUAAUCAUUUUUGCCAAUAAAUCACAUGUCAAUUUAAACAUUCGAGCCCAUCUAUCUCUAUUAGACCUCGCAGCAUAGUGUCCUCUUUGACAAACAAAAUACAGAUUAUAAAGACAAGACCUGGGGAAGUACAGCAGUUAAACUGUCUGCUCUUUAUGAAUUACUCUUUACUUGUACUUCCCUUUGUUUUGUGUUACUUAGUUUUGAAUAUGUAUUUUCUUGUAUGUUUUGAUGUAAAGCACAUUAUGAUUCUAUCUGUUAAAAGUGUUCUUUAAAUAAAGCUAUGCUGAAUUUGUCAUGUUUUUGUCCUUGUCAAGUUUCUGUGUUUUAGUUGGUUUCAUGUUUUCUGUUUGUUUUCAUGGACUUCCUGUUUUAUUUUGAAAUCCACUGUUUGGUUACAUCCCUGGUCACUUGUCUUCCUGUCUUUGUUUGUUUCCCGCCUUUUAUGUUCAUCUGCCCCCGCUGUAAGGUGA
This is a messenger RNA of Sander lucioperca (pikeperch), 4514 nucleotides long. Its product is annotated as protein NLRC3-like. The transcript has 12 exons. The record is from RefSeq and is a predicted model, not a curated record. Gene Ontology annotation, molecular function: protein binding. NCBI's taxonomy places the organism in Eukaryota, Metazoa, Chordata, Actinopteri, Perciformes, Percidae. The coding region runs from base 103 to 3570 and encodes 1155 amino acids.